AUGGCCGCGAUAUUCACGCUUCCCGUCGAGCUCAUCUCCCGUAUCUUCACCAUCGGGGUCGAAGAACAGCCUGAACCCGAAAAGUUGCCUCCUGCAACACAUACAUUCGAAGUCCUCGUCUCCCACGUCUGCCGCCAUUGGCGAGACGUUGCACUUCAUACGCCAGGACUAUGGACGAAUAUUCACUUCCGUACCAUCGCGCACAUGACUCGCGCAAAAGAAUAUCUUGUGCGUAGCCACCAUCAUCUCCUCAACAUCGACGUGGAUACAACAUCCGAAGAGGAGCACCAACCAGGCUACACCCUCUUCCGAGAAGAGUUCGACAAGGUGUUUAACAUAGUCGUACCUCACAUCGACCGCUGGCUGUCCCUGUCUCUCAAAGUACGCGACCUGGAAUGCAAAGCUGGAGCUCGACGCGUCUUAAACACUUGCGGACCCGCUCCGCAUCUUCAACACUUGCAGCUAUGGCAUAUCGAAGAUUGGGGUACGGCCGAACGUCUCUAUACAGCAAUUGGUCCUCCUCCCGUCGUAGUCUUCGAUGGCAAGCUUCCCUCCCUCCGUUCAAUCUCCCUCAUAGGCGUUAACCUCCCUUGGAUUAAUUCACCCUUCUUGCAAAACCUUACUUCGAUCGAACUGGCACUCCACUCCGACGAAGUUCGGAUCCCAUAUGAUCUUUGGUACAGAAUGCUCGCACAAUCUCCACACCUCCUCAAACUGUCGCUCCAUUAUUCUGGUCCCAGGCUUGGCCCAAGUGGUGGCGUUGAUUGGUCAGAAGAAAAGAUCCAUUUGCCAAGCUUGAAGGAAUUGAGCUUGACCGAUAUGGAUAAUCCAGAGUAUGUCAUGAAGUUGUUCAGACUCAUGAGUGCACCAGAUGUUAGGGUGCUCAGGUUGGAGGCUCCAGUAGACCAGGAUUUCACACCUUUUCUCGAGUACCUUGCCGACCCCCCUUCGGAUGAGAGUGAAUCCUCGCAUCCACAAUCACCCGAGCCUCUGUCUACCACCUCAGACGUCGAUGAUACCUACCGAUCACCCACGUUUGAAUCCCCUUCAAGCGUUUCCUCCCCAUCCUCUCCCUUUCCCCCUUCUCGUUCAACUCAAAGAAAACCAGGCCCAGUUUUUCCCUUGCUCGAGUCUCUGACAAUCGGUGCGCUCGAGUGUUCACCAAGGUCAUGGCACACAUUCCUACAACGUUCUCACAAGCUGGAACGACUGGACCUAGACCUGUCCAGGAUGCACAAGAGCUUGUUUGACGCAUUGUUCUCAGAGACUUCUGGAGUUGGCGUGAAUGGAACGAAUGGAACGAGUCAUACGAAGGGGAAGGGAAAAGAGCGGGCUUUGGAUGGGUAUCCUUCUCACAUGCCUCCUACUGCUUCUUCUUCUGCUUCGACAUCAUCAUCGGUUUCAUCGUCGCCUUCCCAUUCCCAGUCAAACGGUUCAAGUGUAUCCCUUCGCCAUCAACGGCUUGUCGCACAUUCCUCGGACCAACAUGACGUCACCCUCCAGACGAAUGACAACGCUUCGAACUGCUCUUGCCUCUUACCCAACCUCCAGACCGUCCGAUUCACGGGUCUAGAUGCAGAUCGAGUCUGUGAAUACAUUCGUUUCCGCCGAUCACUAAUAACCUCGUUGAGGAAUGCGGGGCAUGUGAGCAGGAUGAGAAAGUGGAUCUUGGAAGAACGGUUGAGGGAUGAGGGGAUGUUGAUGUGGAUGAGGGAAAACGGGUUGAUGGAGGUUAACCCGCCGCCGCUUUCGAGUACCUCGACCUCGACCUCGCAGAGAGGGUCUGGAGCGGUAGAGUGGGAUGGGGACGAGGAGAAGGAGAGGGUGGAGUGGUUUAGGGAUGAUGAAGAUGAGGAACUUGGUGAGGAGGAGGAAAUCGUGGAAGGUGAGGGCGAAGAGGAGGAGUAUACUGAAGAAGAGGAACAGGAGGACGAAGAAGGCGAGGAGGACAGUUAGGUCUUCGUUGCUGAGGGUGUUCGCCGAUGUUUCUUUUGGGUCCCUCGUGCGUUUUUUUACUUUUGUGUUUUACUUUUUCUUUCUUGCAUACAGUUUCUUCGUUUUCACAUACAACCCCCAUUCCUAUCCGCCAUAUAUCAUCACUUCGCAUUGGCUCGGGCGCGUAACCUGAAUACGCAACAAUCAUCUUUAUGGCAGUAUAUCACGAUUUUCAUUCAUUCUUGCAUUUUUUUUUUCUAUCCUUCACAUAUUCCGUUAUCACGUAUACUCCGGGUGGAUCUCCGAAACACUGUACUGUUGAACAUGUCCAAGGUCGAGAAUGUCUUUCGUCUAGCGCUUCCUGUACAAUGUAGGGUCUUUGCUUCGCGGCGUU
This is a messenger RNA of Somion occarium, 2329 nucleotides long. Lineage: Eukaryota; Fungi; Basidiomycota; Agaricomycetes; Polyporales; Cerrenaceae. The record is from the annotation of a GenBank genome assembly.